Xiphias gladius (swordfish) is the source of this 3940-nucleotide messenger RNA. It is a transcript of the gene lrrcc1, whose product is annotated as leucine rich repeat and coiled-coil centrosomal protein 1. The transcript is spliced from 19 exons. Gene Ontology annotation, cellular component: centrosome; cytoplasm. Bases 412 to 3459 code for a protein of 1015 amino acids. Gene Ontology annotation, molecular function: protein binding. The record is from RefSeq and is a predicted model, not a curated record. NCBI's taxonomy places the organism in Eukaryota, Metazoa, Chordata, Actinopteri, Istiophoriformes, Xiphiidae.
AACUACGUCAUGUAAACAGGAAGUCAAGUGCUAGAGGCGGCUAGUUCAACUCGACAGAGGCUAACAACAACAACAACAACAACAACAAGUAAAAAUGGUUUAACGAUCUCAAAAAUGCUGUGUUGGCUGUUAGAAACCAUAACGCUCCGCUUGCUUGCUGUCCCUGCUUUUGUAACUAUAGUUUGAAGGUUUGGAAUGAGUUAGCCUCCUUUGAGGUCGAUCGAUAGUAACCUAUUGCUAGGAAGCAAGGUAACUUAGCUAAAGGUUUUGUUGUUUCAGCUAAUUCCUCCCAAGUCCUCUGCCCAUUUAACUUAACGCGUCAGCAGUGUGUCUUAUUGGUUAACAGACACGAUGUUUAACAGCACACAGACAGUACAAACAGGAAAAUAACGUUGGCUGUACGUUGUCGUUAUGGGGGACAAGGAGCUGAGUCUUAUGGACAAGAAUAUAACAAGUUUGCUGGAUGUUCCCCUGAGUCCCACUGUAACAUCACUCAGUCUGCACUGCAAUCACAUCCCGAGGAUCGAGGGCCUGACCUCAGCUUGGCACCUGCGGCACUUAGACCUUUCCUCCAAUUGCAUUUCGAAGAUUGAGGGUCUGAGUUCCCUCACUUCCCUGAGGACAUUAAAUUUAUCCUGUAACUUAAUCACCAAGAUUGAAGGACUGAAUGGCCUAGUGAACCUAACUAGAUUAAACUUGUCCUACAAUCAGCUAAAUAACCUCACUGGGUUGUUGUAUCUCCAUGGCGCGGAGUACAAGCUGAGGCACCUCAGUCUCCAUAGCAACCACCUGGACCGCAUUGAUCAACUGCUGCAGUGCCUGCUGGGAUUGCAAGGUUUAAGAGAAGUGUCUUUGAGCCAGGAUGGCAGAGACAACCCUGUGUGUAGAUCACCAGGUUACAGGGAGAUUGUUAUGCAGUCGUUGCCACAGAUCUCCGUCCUGGAUGGCCUGGACCGGCUGGGAAAUCAGUCACAUCCAGGUGUAGGCAGUCCCUGUGAUAUCCCUGGUCUGGAGGACUAUGUGGACUUCCUGCUUUCGGAUACAAGUCACAAUGAAGCUAGGGGAUGGCCCCUCACCACACCCCGCCUUGACGAGGUCCUGUCCCAGUUUCGUCAGCGCAUCGCCUCUGAAGCAAUCACAGAGCCAGCCGCACAACCAGAUCGCCAGUGCUCCCAGCCAGUUUAUUCCCCUGUGGCUGAUCCAGCAGACCCCGUUAAUGAACAACGCAUCAGGAAACUGGAGCACCAGGUGUCCCAGCUCAUUCAGCAGGCCCCUGCAGGUGAUAAAUCCAGUGUCUCUAUUCAAUCUGCGGCGACGUUACAAAAAGCCAAGAGGGACACAGACCGCACGUCAGAGAGUGAGUGUGACAGCGGGAAGGAGAACAGGAGGCGCACCAGGAUCCCCAGACAUCAUAACAAUAUAACAAGGAGGACGACCAGCAAGGAGACCAAAGGCAGGAGGUCAGACAGUGAUCAGGAAAAUCAUAAACAGAGGAGUCUAAAGUCUGCUGUGGGGCCCAGGAGGAAGCCUCGCGGCGCAGGGGGUGUAGACAUGGCGGGGCCAAUAAGGAAUGGACCUUUGAGAGCUGCCAAGGCCUCAGGCGAUGUGAAAACCAAGUCCACUGAGGAGGAGGAAACCUACAGGACUAUUGUGGAGGAGCGCGACCAGGAAAGAGAGAGACGUUGGAAGGCCGAGCAGGCUGUGAGGAAGCUAACAGAGGAGCUUAAGUGCCUGCAGACCAAGGUCAGCGAGGAAAAAGACCUUCAGAGCAUGGCCCUGCACACCACAGACCGACUGAAAGAACUGUUGCUUAAGGAGCGAUCAGGGCGCUCUGAACUGCAGACUCGUGUUGAGGAGCUGGAGGGGAGGUGUCAGUCCCUAAACCAGCAGCUUGAGCAGGCCCGCAGCAGUGAAGAACAAUGCAAGACUACACUGCACCAACUGGAGGAAAGCAUCUCCCAUGGAGAGGCACUCAGGGAUCGCCAGCAGGUGGAAGAGAUGAAGCGGCACCAAGAGCUGGAGAACAAGGCAGCAGCUCUGAAGAGGGAAUUGGACAUCCAGAGAGCCUUAGUACGCCAGCACAAAGACAAACUGCAGCAGCUGCAUGAACUGCUCGUAUCCAGGGAACAAGAGCACAGAAAACAGCUGGAGUUGCGGUUGCAACCUGGUGGGGCAGAUUUCCGUGAGGCGGUGGCAAAAGAAGUUGCAUCAGUGGAACAGAGACACGCUCACACAGAGGCAGAGCUGCAGGAGAAACUGGCAGACAGCAGGAAGCAGUACGCUGCUCUGGAGGACGAGUUCCGCAUGGCACUAACCAUCGAGGCCUCUCGCUUCUCUGAGGUGAACGAGGCUUGUGACCAGUUAACUGCAGAGCUGAUGGAGCUCAAGGUGACCCUCGCCAAGUCCCAGCAGAGAGAGAAGAAAUCAGGCUCUCUGGUGCAGGAGCUCACAGCCAUGGUCAAAGAACAGAAGAGCCGCAUCUCUGAGCUCGUCAAAGCCAAGAGAGAGGCUGUCACAGAUCUAAAGAGCCGUCUGCAUUCCUUGGAAGCAGAGGUGGAGCAGGACCGGCGUGUCGGACUGCAGCUCGAGCUGCUGAAGAAAGACAAGGCGCGACUGUUGUCUCAGCUCACUGCUCAGGAGUCGGUUAUAGACGGCCUGAGGGCAGAGAGGCGGAUCUGGGGCCAGGAGCUCGCUCAGCAAGGAGCAUCUUUAGCUCAGGACCGUGGACGCCUGGAGGCCAGGAUUGAGGUGCUGAGCACUGAGCUGGAGACGCAGAAGAAACAGAAUGAGAGGGACAAUGAUGCCCUCAAAAUCAAAGCCAAAAUCAUUGAUGACCAGACAGAGACCAUACGCAAACUCAAAGAGGCCUUGCAGGAGCGUGAUGAUCAGAUUCGCAGGCUGCGUGAGGAGGCAGUCCAGGCACAGAAGAGGUUCCAGCAGAAGCAGGCGGAGGAAACGGCCCAGCAGGCCGAGCUGAGAGAGCGACUGGAACAUCUCAGCUUUCGCAAGGAAGAGCUGAAACAGCAGCUGGAGGACAAAGAGGCAGAGCUCGAGGAGGUCAAAAGAGUUUACAGUGGUUCCAGUAAGAAGUGGCAGGAGAAGGCAGAGCUGCUCGCUCGGUUGGAGAGCCAGGUGAAGCGCAUGAAGGAGAACUUUGAUUCCAAGGAACACUUGCUGCUGGAAGAAAGAGAUAAAGCAACAGAAGCACACAAAGCUGCAGUAGAGAAGUUACACUGUGUGGACGAUGCUUUUCGUCGACAACUGGAGGCUGUCCAGGCUGCCCAUCAAGCUGAGCUGCUACGACAGGCCAAUGAAAAGCAGAAACAGAUAGAACAAGCCAAUCAGAGGGUAUUUGAAGUGGAGGAGGAGAUGCGUCAGCUCCUGGAGGAGACGGAAACUAACAAGAGAAUCAUGGAAGAGAAAAUGAAACGUCUCACAAGUGUACUAAAAGACUUUUAACUCAUGAAAAAUGUCUUGUUUUGCAGCUACAGAAAUGUAUGAAUUAAAACACUGGAGGAUAGUUGAUUUUUUUUUAUACAAUUACAAUUUAAUACUUAUUUUUUUAUGUUGAUUUAAUAUAUUUUAAUAUAUCAUGAUUUAUUUAAUAAAUUCUCUUUUGAGCAUAUUUUUGUUUUCUUUUUUUAGUGCCGAUAAAGUUGUAUUUACACAUAGUCUUAAUGAGAACACUGGUUUCUGUGUUGAAGUUUGGAAGUUUUCAUGGUUGUUUCAUUUAUGCACACACUAAAUUGUUUUGAACACAGAGAAAGGAAACAUUUACCUCAGUUUAAGUAUUUAUUUAUUCCAGAAGUGUAUAAGAUAAAUCUACAAACAAAGAGGGGUCUUAAUUCCGCAACAGCCAAAUCAGCAUAGACGAGAAAAAAAUUGGUGGCAUGACAGCAUAGUAGACGAUUUACAUUGCAAGAGGUCUUUCACUACAAAC